CCGAGAGAGAGCGAGAGCGAGCGAGCGAGCGAGAGAGAGAGAGAGAGAGAGAAGUUGCGUUGAUGCAGGAUCUAAGGACGGAUGGCGGGGAACAGCCAAGUCGCGGAGGAGAAGGAGGAGGAGGAGGAGGAGGAGGGAAGUCAAAGCCGCGCAUGACCCUGCCGCCAGGUGGGAGGACAGUAGGUGGGAGUUUACGCAGCAAAGGACAAGUCGAUGAUCUCGUUCGAAUAUGGAGUUUCUUGAGUUGUGUGAAAGACUGCAUCGGCUUGGAGAAGCACUGGAGUCUACACGAACUGGAGGCGGCGCUGACCGGGUCCUGGAGGGAGUAUGCGUUGGGAGAGUUUGAGAGGGAUCUGCAGGAGAAGGGUUAUGUUUACGGACUGAGGGGUGCGUCCGGAGAUGGUGAGUGGGCGGGCGAAGCUGGGGAAGCAAGACCCAGCGAGGGACGGGCUGGAAAAGGUGGCUCCUCCUUUGCGGCUGGUUCGGCUGUGUCCCAGAAGAAGCGAAAGAGAAGGAAUUGUGAGGGAAAGGGUCCGGCGGAUGGCGUGUGUGAAGAGGGUGAGGAGGGGGAGGAGGAGGAGGUCGCGGUCCAUAGACGGAUGAGUAAUGGCGAUAGGAGGGAGGGUGGAAAUGAUGCAGCCGCGCUCGUCGAUGACCGGGGGGGCGGAAACAACCCCAGCCUACUGGCAGCGAGAGGGUUCCAGACUGCAAAGGGGACUUCAAUGAGGGAAACCUCGCCGAAGGAGGACCCUGUGGCACAGGAUGUCGGGGGGGGUGCAAACAAUAGUUGGGAGAUGCCGGAUACGAGUGGCAAGGAAGAGGAGGGUGAAUGCCGCGGCGGUGUAAAAGAGACGGCAGGGGAAGGUGUUUCGUCAGGCAUUGCUGGUUCGUUGUUACGGGUCCACAUGAGGCUCGUGGGAUUUCUUCUCGCAGAAUUGAGGCGGCGAAUCAAAGAGAAAGAAUGUAGUCGAUAUGGGUGUCAAGGGUGGCAGGCGUGUGGCGGGUCGCUUAAAGAGGAGAGGGAGAACGGGGAGGUCAAAAGUCGCGAGGUGGAGGAGGAGGAGGAGGUGUUGCCUGUCUGUGCCGGCCGAGAACUUAGGGGAACAAUGAGCGUAAGGAGAAAAGCCGGCAGCAGUGGAAAGGGGGGUCCAAGCAAAGGUGCAGAAGUGAGCGAAGGGGAGGGGAGAGAACGACCACUGCAGUGGGAGGAAAAUGCAGAUGCGAGCUGCCCUGUCAACGAGCUCACAUGGAUGGAACUGGCACGUCGGUGUAUCCUUGGGUGGAUGGCUUGGAUUGUCUGUGAGAAUAGAAGAUGGAAUGCACAGGAUAGGUGUCGCUUUCUGCGGUGCUUGUAUGGAGAUGGAGGGCCAUUCUGCGGAUAUCUGGAUGGCCUUGCAGGAGCCCUGGCAGAUGCUCAGGCACUUGCGCGAAUGGAGCAGAAGCUACAAGGAUGCAAUUCGGUCGUGCCCGGAGGGGGGAUUUCCAAAGCGGGGCAUGCGAGCACAGUUGGUAUGGCUGCAAUGAGAGAGAGAGAUGCUCGGGAACAAGUAGUCGCCGCUCCCAGUGGCAAUGAGCAAUUGGAUAAGCAAACACAGGUAGAUGGCCGCAGCGAGGAAAGCGGUGAUGGUGGGGAUCAUGAUGAUGAGGAUGAUGAAGAGGAAAUGGAGGGGAAGGAGGAGGAGGAGGAGGAGGAGGAGGAGGAGGUGAAAGAAGGCGAUAGCGAGUGGGCUGCAGAGCUGGAACGCAUCAUUAAGCUUCCCACUAAUGUUGGUGCACGGAUACGGAAUGCGAUCAGAGAUGCCCUCGCCAAAGGGCCUCCUAUGAGGUAUCGGGAACAGCUGGAGUAUUCCAUCAGCCGAGAAGUAUACAAGGGAAAUGCAUCUGGCCCGACAAAGAAAGCUGCACUCAAGGUUUUGGAGGACUAUCGAGCUAGCCUCGCCACGCAAGGCAGCAAUAAGAAAACGAAGACAGUGAGCAAUCAGACGAAAAAGCAUACAAAGAGAUCUGUUUACACGGAAAGGGACGCCUCGCAGAGCAUCACGAACAGAUGUCAGAGUGUCCUGCACCAGGUGGCUAUGGAAGACAAGCUGCUCGCUUUCUGUAGCGUCUCCAUGUCAGGUGCUGCUGCAGCCUGUUGGAUCCAAGCAGGAGAUGGUUCCAGAGAGAAGGGCGGCAUUGAAAUUGGCGGAAAGGCCAAGGGCGAUGAGCGGAAGGAACAUGGCAGUCAAGAUGGUGAAGUUCGUGUGGACGUUGAGCCAAUUCCAAUGCAGACUGUUGCUCGUCCACUGGACUUGCGGACGAUUGACAUGCGGCUGGCCGCAGGUGUGUAUGCGUCAUCUGCGGAGGCGUUUGCUGCUGACGUUCGACAGAUUUGGCAGAAUGUAAGGGCAACAUUUGAUAGAACAACUCAAGAAGCAAUGCUCGCAGGGAAAAUGGCUCAUGCGUUCGACCGGCUUUACGAUGAGAAGGUAGCUAUGAAAGAACCUAGUACGGAGAAGGGCGGGGCUGCGAAGGGGUCUGGAAGUGUUGACAUGGAUGUAAGGCUUCCCGAUCGUGACGGGAGCAGUCCUGCAGAGCUACCUUGGGAUGACGGGGGCUGCCGAAUAUGCGGUGUGUGUGGAGACCUGUCACACACAUUGCUGUGCGAUGAGUGUAACAUGGAAUACCAUACCUACUGCCUGUUUCCACCGUUACUUUCUGUCCCCCCGGGGAGGUGGUUCUGCCCGGAGUGUGUGAAGGCUGGGAUCUGUGAGAGGUUACACGAGGGAGAGGAGAAAGCCGAACUACGGUUAAAGUCUAAGGAGGAUGUCAAGCAGGGGAGAAGAGAGAACUCGGCCCCAACAGGGGCAGCCGGCGGGAGGAUGGAGGAAAAAGUGUCUGCGCGCGUGGACUCUGAUCAUAACUUGGAACCGUGGCGCAUGCUGGCUGAAAAGCUUGGUGGCAAAGACUAUUGGCAGCUGGAAAUCAAGGAGAGGGUCUUCCUUCUGAAGAUAUUGUGCAGUCUUGCUUCAAAGGUUGCGGAGGUUCGCCGGAUACUGGAAUUAGAAGCAGGUGAGCGUGGGCCAGAUUUGGGAAGCUGCGGAAAGAGAGGACCUGGAAAGGGAAAGAGAUUACGAGGUGAGGAUGGGCUAGCACCUGAUGGAGGGAGGGAUGAGAGGGCGAUCUCCCACAGGAAGAGGCAGAUGACACAGAGUGGGUAUGUGCCAACCCAUGAUCAGGAGAACUGGGCUAGCCCUCUCCGGCGAGAUGUGGGCAGGGAUAGGUGCCUUGAUGACCUGAAGAUUGCUGGCAUUCCCCCACAAGGAAAGGUGGAUUACAAGCCCUGUAGAGAGGCAAGAAGAGAUGAGAGCAUCGCGAAGGAAGCGCCAGAUGACAAGGGUACGGGGCUUAAAUGGGUGGGGUUGCAGGAUAUUCAGCGGGUGUUCGAAUGGGAUUGCUUAUCCAGGGGAAGUGCGCGAAAUGAGAGGUGGUUGUUUGGGGGUCGUUUCCUCGGCCAGGAUGCUGCUGGGAGAGGUUACUGGUUCUGGAAGCGUGAUGGAGAAGGAACCUGUUUGCUGGUGGAAAGGAGUCAGGAUUGCAGGUCGCCGGAUUCCAGCGCCAGCAGCCAAGAUGCAAAGGAGAUAGGCUGCCAAUGGGGUGUUUAUGAGGGAAGAGAGGAAGUACAAGAGUUACUGCGAUGGCUCACGAACCCUUCGUGGGCGGGAAACGAGUUGUGGUCGGCAGUUACGGCGCUGGGGAAAGACCUUGCCGGAAGUCCAACGGGUAGAGAGAAACUGGGGAAGUGUGGCGAUGCAAUUGCGUUUACUACGAGGGGACAUGAUUCGACUUCUUGUAAAAUCAAGAAGGAAGAUGCGUACGCGAAUGGGCUUGGCACCGCAACCGGCAAUGGAAGUGGUGCUCGAGAUCGGAUGUUUUCAUGUGUAGCUGGUGAAUGGGGAGUCAAUGGAGGGAGAAAGCACGAAGAUGGCCAAAAGGUUGAAGGGGGACUAGGACAACAUCAUUUGUCAAAGGAAACUCAUGACGGUGAACGGCACAUUGCAAAGCUAUCCUCGGGAUGGAAGCUGAAUGCGUUUGAAGUCCUCGCAAAUCUGGUUCCUGACGCGCCACGUUUGUCACGGGAGGGAGGAGGACCCAACGGAGAGGUAGGUGGUGAUGAUGCAAGUCUGGUGCAUAUGAAGCGCUGCACUUGUCUGGAGCCUGUAUGGCCAGAAAGGUUUCACUGCAAAGCAUGCCACGAGUCCGUUGAGAGUGAAAUUAGAAUGGAGCUGCACAAGAAAACAUGUGCCUCACUGAAUACCAAGAAAGUCCCGAAUGGUGUUGUGUCUAGCAAGGGUGGAGGCCCUUUUGAGGAUGGAAGCGGUGGGACUCGUGCAAGCGGGCCAGGACAUCAGGCAAAGAGCAUGAGGAGGAUUGAUGCAAGCUCCGCUUCCAAAGGGACGAAAGAGAAUGGCUCAGGGAAGAAGGUGGCUUUAUGUCCAACUGGGAGGGGAACCAACGGAUUUGUGGGGAAAGAGGGUGGCGAUCGGGGACUUGGUAACAAUGGGACCAAUGGGGUUGGGAGCAGAAGGAAUGGAUGGUUGCAUCAUGGGCAGAACCUCCUCUUCUCGCCAAGAACACUGCAGCUGUGUGUGAAGGAGUCUAUAUCAGACAGAAUAAAGAAAAUUGGUUUCUUAGGGGAGGCAGAGGUGCUAUUUCUUCCCGAAUCGGUGCAUGGCAUGUCUGCAGAGGCCUCAUCGCUUCCGCUGAGUGCUGGAAAGGUUUGUCAGGGGUCUGGAAUGAGCAGAAAGAAUUGUGGAAUGCUGUUGAGCGAAAAGUCGACACCCAUGUCAACCUUGACGAGGAGAUGGAGAGAGGAUGGACAACUUAUCAACAUAGCGCGCAGGCGCUUCUGGGGUGCCAACUUUGAGGAAGUCGAUGAAAUCUGGCGAAUGAUAGGAGAGCUUGCAUGCACGUCUUGGGAGUACGAAGGCGAUCCAGAGGCCGUUUUGGGAAUGUUGUUGAAGCAGGAGAGCUUGUUGGACGAAUGGAGACCUAGAGAUAGUGCCAAUGAGGGCGGUCAGCACUUUGAAGAGUACGACUCUGAUCCUGCUGUGAUGGUGGUGGAGAGGUUGCUCAGCAACAAAGGAGAGUCGAGAGAUGGCGACAUCGUUUCUCCAAAGUCCAAUGGUCACCAUUUGUCGAUGCUGAAUCACGGAACUCUUCAAACGCUAGUUGGAGGGCACUCACAGCCGGACCACGCCGGUAGCAUGAAAAAGCAGAAGGCAAUUGAAGCACCUUCUCCCUCACCUGUUGGCAUUGCAAGUCGACAAAAUAUGGCGGGUGAAGGGAACUUGCAAUGCCUUAGAGGCGCGAACGCUGGUCCUGGAAUGAGGACGGAAGGCAUGACAAAUGUGGGACUCAGGCAGGAAGCGAGUUUGGGGAGGAGUGCACAGGCUUCGCAGCAUCCAGAAGUUAUUGUAGGUCAUGGAGACAGCAGUGUUUGUGGCAGCAAGUUUGCGGCAAGGAAGGCCGUCCCGAAUGGCCAAGCCUGUAAGCCUUUCAGUUAUACGGAGAACGCUUCUCAACGGAAGGAACCAAAUGAUGCGCACGGUCGGUUCGCCAGCGAAAGGAAUAAUCAUAUGAGAAGGGAGACGGAAGAGCAAUUUGUUGAGCGCUGUCAAGGUGAUGAUCACAUGAGUGGUAUUAUCGACAUCCCAGGAAGGGUGAUUAUGGAAGCGAUUCAGCUGUUGGCAGGUAUUCAUUCCCAGCAGCUUGCUGCUGCAAAUGACAGAAAAUCAACCCAGCCUGAUGAUGAAGCAUUGUGCGCUGGGUUGGGAAAGCUGAAGAUGGAUCUUUUGGAUAUGGAGGCAGCGAUUUCCACCGAUGCCUUGGAGCCUGCAAGGGGUUCUGUCAGAAGGCGGCGCUUGUGGCGCACUCUGGUGAAGAGAGCUACCAAGCCAAAUGAGUUAUCUGAAGCGAGCGUCAUGCUGGAGAUGAUGUUGAAAGGUGAGAGGCUCUGCUCAUGGUGGCAUUGGUGGGGCUUCGCGUGCGCUGCAGAGCAAGGAAUCUCUGUCAGUGCCGCAGCAACAAGGAUCUAUUCUCUUGACCAAGCGAUAAUGUACAGAAGGGACCACCCUGCCACUGCUUCGUGUCCAAGGAAGACAAUUUCGAGAAAGGUUGUGAAUGCUUCCACUGUUUCUUCGAUGAAGGCUCUUGAUCGUCCGAAGAAGGGGUCACAGGCGGCCGGUGUUGCUGUGAGUGCUGGUGGUGAUAAUUCUUCUUUGUGUGUUCCGCCAGCAAAUGGGCGCAAAAGGGUUCGCACAAACGAUGAAGUGCUAGUGUUUGGUGGCCAACAGGAUUCUCCGGGAGUCAAUGGCCGCGCUACCGGAAAGGGAAAACGGCGCAGCAUUCCCAGAAACAGGACCAAGGUACCAAUGAACCCGGAAACGGUAAAAGGGUUGAAGUCGGAGCAAUGCGAGAAGGACGAAAGGAGCCGUCGGGACGUUAAGCGGGACAUGGAGAAGAAAUUGCCAGUGAUCAGAAAGAAGAAGAAGAAGAGGCGCCGGCGGCGGAACGGGGAGGAAGAGGAGGAUGAUCUAGAGCCUGACUCAGAAUCAGACCCAGAUUUGAACUCAGAUUCGUUGUCACCCUCUGACGGAGACUCGGAUUCAGACUGGGAUGGGUGCAAAACUGCGGCAAAGAAGAAAGCACUGCCUUCGAUCAAGAAGAAAACCAAAGGUGCAGGAAUGAAGAGGGCAGAAGAUUAUGGAAACAGUUCACUUGGGAAUACUGACAUUAGCAAAGGGGACAUUUCCCCUCCAGGAUAGAAGUCGGCAGCGGCGAAUGUGGACACGCAGAAACAGCAAAUGUGGGAAGUCGGGAGCGGCGAAUGUGGGAAGUCGGGAGCGGCGAAUGUGGGAAGUCGGGAGCGGCGGAUGUGGGAAGUGGGGAACAGGGAAUGUGGGAGGUCGGGAACUGCAGGGGGGACAAUGGGACAACAUGACUGGGAGGAGGAGGGAGCGAGCUCUACGGUUAUCAGUCCUUUCUUCUCCAGCUGUUUGGGCCCUGGGGCCAUGUACUGGUGGUUCAAUGGAGUCUCAUUGGAGCGGUCUAUGGACCGGAGACAUGGGGUGAAGGCGAAAGCGAUCUGCACUGGGAUAUGGACAAUGAAGACAGUGUACGAUAUGGUGGUUGAAGUGCGGCGGGCUAUCGACCGCAGGUGAACUGCUGAAUGCUCUCAUAUAAAUCGACGGUGGACAUACAGUGCAGCCUGUACGUCUACGGUUGACGGAACCGGUAUGCGCUCUGGCAUUCCCACACAGUGUAUGGAUUCAGGGGCUGCCAUUGCAUCCCAAUGGAAUUAUGAAAUGCAAUUUGUGCUCGAGAGCGAUUACACAGUAGCAUGCAAUUUCAAAGGAGGAGGACUACACCGUGUUUUGAAGAGCCUUCAGGGAGCCUUCAGAGAACGUUCGAAGAGAUGAUCUGCAUCUUGUGCUGAGAGGGACUGACCUCACAGCGGCGUGCAAUUCCAAAACGGGGGACGACAGCGUGCAGGAAAUGCAGUUCAGAUAGCCUUCAGAGAACAUUCAGAGAACAUUCAGAGCACAUUCAGAGAACAUUCAAAGAGAGGAACUGCAUCUUGUGCUGAGAGGUCUGUACACAGUGUAUGCAGUUUCAAAGAGGACUACACUCUGCCUGGAAUGCAGUUUCAAAGAGCCUACACAGGGAAGUUUCGAAGAGAAGUCUCUACACAGUGCUAUGAAAUUUCGAAGAGGACUACACCGUGCAUGAAAUGCAGUUUCAAAGAGUGUUCAGAGCAUCUUGUGCUGAGAGGUCUCUACACAGUGGUGUGGAAUUUCAAAGGCGAGGACUACACUGUGCAUGAAAUGCAGUUUCAGAGAGAGUGCAGAGAGAGUUCGAAGAUGUGAAGAGACUGACUGCAUCUUGUGCUGAGCGGGACGACUCAAGCAUUUUGCACUUUAGGUUUCCCGUGCUCAGUCCAUGGGAGAGAGGAACUACACCUGUCCGUGUAUGGAGUCUGCGCUUUCGACCUCCAGAUUUGCGACAUUGCAGUUCAUCACAGUUCAAGGACGGCAACUGAAAGGUGUCGCUGAGAAGGAUUACUGAAGCCUUUUGCUGUUUACGUCUCCCAUCGGUAAUCCUGUUGCUGUUUACGUCUCCCAUGGGUAGGUGGGUCAUACUCACACAAAGACUUUUCGUAAUGCAGCUGAUCGUAGUUACGUUCGGACCCGGAUGAAUCUGAUUGCGAUCAUGUCCAGAGCGUAGUAGAAAAACCGUCCCACUGUUGAGUAUGCCGUUCAGUCAAUGCCCCUAUGCGUAUCGGUAGAUGAAGGGCCUCGCCACACCACUCAGUCUCGAAAUGUGAAAAAGACAAAAAUGUGGCGGGUGCGUCUGGCCGUGUUCUAGCGGGAAGUUCAUUCACAUUUUGCAAAUUUGGAGAGUGGUGGUGUGCCGAUGCCCGAAGCCUGUGCUCUUGAUUCCCAUGCGUGCUUUGGAUGAAUCUGACCGCAAUCAUGUCAAGAGCGACAUUGCAGUUCAUUGCAGAAAAAAAUGCAGUUUAAGGACGGCGAUUGCAAAAUCUUGGAGCAGUACAGCCAGCGGCAGUUUGCAACAUGUGCUUUUUCGCUCCCAGACGUGGAUUCAGCGGCUGCCAGGUGACCCAACGAACGAUUGUAAGUCGUUUCAGCAACUCUGAAAAUGUUGGAAAGGUAUGGCAAUCUGUCCUUAGAUGCACAAUGUUUUUACCGUUUUGUGCUUCCAGGCUCCGAUGGGGAAGAAAACAUGUUUUCUGCCUACCAGACUCGGAUCUGUGUGCGUUUGUAACUCAUGGGGAUGGAGCCGGGAGCAGCAUUCUUGUCAUUUCCAAUAGUUGUGUGUUCCCUUCUGCCCACCAGACUCAAUCAAGCAUGGCCGCCACGGCGCAGGUUUCUCGCAUUUGCGCAGGUGCCACACGUAAGGGACUGCCUGACUGUCUGAUUAGGGGCACAUAAAGGACUGCCUGACCCGUCCAAAGAGGAGGCGGUGUUCUUUUCUUGUUAGGAGGUCUUAUGUGUAGUGGACUGUACAGAAGAAUGGAGGGGUGUCGAGGACUGUUGAUGAUUGAGAAGUGUUGACAAAUGUCGAGGAAUGAGGAGUGUCGAGCAAUAAUGUCAAAGGCUUAGGAGAACACACUUAGGUCAUAUUAAGUAUGUACUACACAGACCAGCUGUUCUUCCCCUCCUCGCUUUGAUCCAGAAAUUGCGGUUUUGGCAUAUUGGCUCCCCGGAUACGCGGAAAGAAAUUUAAAGAUUGGACUUUUUUACUCCUCUGCGUUCAUUACCCAUGGUCUGUGGUCGACUCAGUAUCAUCAUCUGUUCUUUCCGGGACAGGGCCCAGAAUGCUACACGGUACAACACCAUCUUUUCCUUUUUCUCUUUUCACCCUUCCCUUGGCUGAUGUUUCGAAGGAUGGUUCCCUUGGCUGAUGUUUCGCAGGAUGGUUGAUAGGGACAGUGGGACCAGUACAUCUGGAGAAUUCGGGCGAGCCAUUCCGAAAA
Molecule: messenger RNA, 9535 nt
Organism: Chara braunii
Lineage: Eukaryota; Viridiplantae; Streptophyta; Charophyceae; Charales; Characeae
Source: the annotation of a GenBank genome assembly